Molecule: messenger RNA, 2006 nt
Organism: Pseudoliparis swirei
Lineage: Eukaryota; Metazoa; Chordata; Actinopteri; Perciformes; Liparidae
Gene: dhrs7b
Product: dehydrogenase/reductase (SDR family) member 7B
Exons: 7
Coding region: 64-996 (310 amino acids)
Cellular component (GO): membrane
Molecular function (GO): oxidoreductase activity
Source: RefSeq, a predicted model, not a curated record
CGAACCCGGAAGUGCUCGCAGCCCGACUCACGCCGCUGUGUCCAGGCAGAGUGACUGUGGGACAUGGAGCGCGUCAUGGGAGGAGGACUUCAGCUGCUUUUAUUCGGUGCGGGGAUCUUGUUGCUUUAUCGAAUACUUGUCCGCCUCAGACCAGGAGCGGCCCUGCAGGACGCCGUGGUGGUCAUCACAGGGGCCAGCUCUGGCCUCGGGAAAGAGUGUGCUCGGGUCUUUCACGCUGCAGGCGCACGGCUGGUGCUGUGUGGACGAGAUGCAGGCCGCCUGCAGCAGGUGGUCCAGGAGCUCACAGCGAGUUCAACAAGCUCAGGACCACAGACUUACACUCCCUGCACCGUCACCUUCGACUUGUCUGACACCGCCACAGUGGACGGAGCUGCGGAGGAGAUCCUGAAGUGUUACGGGCAUGUGGACGUCCUCAUCAAUAACGCUGGAAUCAGUUACCGCGGCAACAUACUGGACACCCACCUUUCAGUUCAGCGGGAUGUCAUGGAAACAAAUUACUUUGGGACCAUUGCUCUUACUCAAGCUCUUCUGCCCUCCAUGGUUCAUCGCCGCAGUGGUCACAUCGUUGUCAUCAGCAGCGUCCAGGGCAAAAUAGCCAUUCCUUUCAGAUCCGCCUAUGCCGCCUCAAAGCACGCCACCCAGGCCUACUUUGACUGCUUACGGGCCGAGAUCGAGCACUACGGGAUUCCAGUGACCGUGGUCAGUCCCGGGUACAUCCGGACCAGCCUGUCGGUCAACGCUGUCACAGGAGACGGCUCCAAGUACGGAGUUUUGGAUAAAACCACAGCGGCGGGUCGUGACCCCAGAGACGUGGCUCAGGCGGUCCUGAAGGCCGUCCGUCAGAAGAGCAAAGACGUCGUUCUCGCCGGACCUCAGCCCAAUCUGGCCAUUUACCUCCGCGCCAUGUGGCCCGCACUCUUCUUCAAACUCAUGUCCUCUCGCGCUCGCAAGGAGCGGAGGCCGAAAGACGAGUGAAGCUGCAGCAGGUGAAGACCGCGAGGCUCACGGACCAAAACAUGAACGCGGCGGCUUCACGCGGACGCCAAAUGAGCAAGAGGUGUGGACAGAUAGCAGCUUACACAAAUAAACCAUCUUUCAUUGAUUUUACACCUGUGAUUGACCAGACUUUGUCCUCGAAGUCUAAAAGUGGAAUGUCUCCCAUUGACAUAAAGAUGUCAGCAUGUGAUGCUGAUUUUCAAAUUGACUCGGUUAACAAAUAAAAAGCUAAAUUUGUUCCCUUUUUGCAGCAAUAUUGAUGUUAAUCAAGUGUAAUGAUGUCAGGUCUUCAGCUGUUAUCCUAAAAGCCUUCAGUGUCACAUUUUGAAGAUGGAAAGCGAGAACAGAUGAGAUGUAAUUCGUCGUCACGGUGAGCAGCAGAAACAAGUUUAUGAGAACAACUUAAGUAUUGUUUAUGUUUUGCAGAGGAUUUAUCCACAGCAGUUGCAGAUGGAAAAGAGAAAAUCACUUUUUGACAACGAUCUCAUAUGGAUACACGGUCCAGCAGCUUGCGUGUUGUUUUUCGGUCACAUGUACUGUACUCCACUGGAAAUGAUUAUCAAAACAAAUGAUUUUAAUACGCGUGGAGGAAGGAAAUCCCGCAGGAAGAAGAGUUUGUUGUGGUCUGUUUAAUUUCCUGUUUGGGUCGAGCGGUUUUUAACCAGUUUUAUCGCUUUAUUUCAGUCCAGGUGAGGCUCAUCACAACACCCCUGUACAGUUUCACUGGAAUUGUGUCUCUACACCUGUUGUUCACAUACACCUGUUCAUAUAUCUUUCAUCCCUGUUUUUUAUAUUUUAUUUUUUAUUCUUGUGUGUUUAGUUUAUUGGUGCUGCUACUGCUACGACAAAUUUCCCCUUGGGGAUUAAUAAAGUAUAUAUCUAUCUAUCUGCAGCAGGAAAUAAAAUGUUGACAUGUUUACAUUUACAACUAUGAAACGGUCAUACAUAUCUCUGUUCAGUGUAUUCUUAAUUAAAUGAGCCGAUUCGUU